This is a messenger RNA of Malaclemys terrapin pileata, 1201 nucleotides long. RefSeq names its product maestro heat-like repeat-containing protein family member 7. Bases 117 to 647 code for a protein of 176 amino acids. The record is from RefSeq and is a predicted model, not a curated record. NCBI's taxonomy places the organism in Eukaryota, Metazoa, Chordata, Testudines, Emydidae. Gene Ontology annotation, cellular component: cytoplasm. The transcript has 4 exons.
CAGUUUCCCUUCUUGCCAGCCUGUGCCUAUUUCCCUGCAGUUUCACCUGCGUGUUGGUGCCAGUCCCAUCCCCGCACUGCACAGUCUAAUACCGGCUCCUCUCUCUUGCCAGCACCAUGACACCUGCCCUGGAGCCAGAGCUGGAGACCCACCUCCUCCGAGCUGCCCUGCACGCCGUCUUCACCCUGGGCAUGGAGAAGGACACCACCCAAGUGCAGGAUCUGCCUAGGGUCUUGCCAGACCUCCUGGACGCCAUGCUGGGGAACCUGCUGGCAGAGUCCCCAGACACAGACAGGCUCCAGUACAUCUUGGAGCACAUUAACUACUGGAUCGUGUCCAGGGUGCCGCGAGAGAGAGCCAGGGCCGUUAAGAGCAGCACGGCCCUGCUCAGAUCCACCAUCACCCUCCCUGAGUUUGACAACUCAGCGGAAUUCCCCAGGAUGGGUCACCACAUGGCACAGCUGGCUCUGUCCGUCAGUGACCCAGACAAGGACAUCAGCCGGCAGGCCAGGGAUGGGGUUUACCGGCUCUACCAGCUGCUGCUGCACCAGAGGGGUAAGGAACCCAGCUGGGAAAUGGCACCCGCUAGAAGAGUGAGACUCGGACCCCAGCCAAGUUCUCUCAGACUGACCCCGGCUGGAGGAUGAGUCUCUCUAUCUCUUUCUGUGUUCCACACCACGCCCUGCAAUUCUGUUGGGCUGGGCACGCAGCGAGGACUCUGCCCACUGUGCAGCCACCAAUGGGAUUGGAAGGACACAAGCCCUGCAACCAGAAGGACAAAUGUGUGUGUGUCUCUCUCCCUCUCACCUACUCCCUCCUGGGGGAAACCCAGCAGCUGAUGGGGGACAAGGUGAGCAGCUGCAUUAGACUCAGGAGAUUGGGGCGGGGCCCAGGCCUCAUUCCCAUCCUGUGGCCAUUCGCUGGCCUGGCACAAGGAGCCUGGUGGGGAAUGAAAGGGAGAGCAGGUGCUCCUGGGAAGGGAGAUGAAUUCACCUCCAUGAGCAGGAGCGAGCCAGCUUGUCCCCGGAGCAGCUCCACCCAGCUCUUUAGCCAGGCUAAUUAAUGACAAGCUUUGCCUCAUCCCAGACUUAUGUUCUUAGGACAGGGUGCUAUCGCUCUUGGGAAGGGCAGGAGAGUCCCCCAAGUGCCCUCUGCGAGACUCUCCUGUCCCACAGGGCCGCACCCAAUUCCUAGUGGUCUG